Messenger RNA from Emiliania huxleyi CCMP1516, 1239 nucleotides. RefSeq lists its product as hypothetical. The transcript is spliced from 6 exons. Bases 1 to 1239 code for a protein of 412 amino acids. The record is from RefSeq and is a predicted model, not a curated record. Gene Ontology annotation, biological process: tRNA methylation. Lineage: Eukaryota; Haptophyta; Isochrysidales; Noelaerhabdaceae.
AUGGCACGCGUUUGCUUGCCGGAGCCCGGCGUCUGCGAGCUAUACCUGCCGAAUAAGAGACGCUACUGUCGCUUCUCCGUCGUCGCAGGCUACCGCUACUGCACCCACCACCUCGCCGCACGCAGCGACGGCACCGCCGACCGGAUCCCGUGUCCUCUCGAUCCGGCGCACUCCAUCUUCGCUCGCGACCUGAGGAGGCAUCUGAAGGUGUGUCCGAAGGCCAAGGAAGCGGCGGCCGAAGCUUCGCUGCCCUGCUUCCGCCGCGAUGUGAACGCCGGCGAGCAGCUGACGGCGCCGGGCGCUCCUCUGCCGGCCACCGCGCCAGCGCCAACACCCAUCGCGGGCCUGCCUCUGCACGCUUCGCUCGCAGUGGCGAGUCGCGCCGAGCCGCCUCUCGGCCGCGUGUCUGCCGAGCGGGAGAAGCACGGCCUGCAGCACGAGGCGAUGCUCGAGGUGCUCCGAGCCCUCCCUCCAGGCUCGAUGCUCGGAAGCGGCUUUGUGUAUGUCGAGCUCGGCGCCGGCAAAGGCGGCCUCUCGGCAGCCAUUGGCCAAGCCGCGCCAGGCGCCGCUUUUGUGCUGCUCGACUGGGCAAAGCCCGUGGCGGCACACGACGCGGUGCUGCGGGAACGCCACUCGACCAUCCGCUACAAGAUCGACCUACGCCACCUCUGGCUGCGGGGAGGCAGCGGCGGCCGCCGCCGUGUCGCGGUGGCGAAACACCUAUGCGGCGCCGCCACCGACUUCGCCCUCCGCGCCGUCGCCGAUGCCGAGAACGGAGACGGGCCGGCCAUGAGCGGCGUGAUGAUUGCGACGUGCUGCCACCACCGCUGCAGCUGGGGCGCGGCGGCGUGUCGCGGCCCGGCCUCUCCCGCAAGAACGCCGCCUGACUCAGAGGUCGAGACUGAUCCCGUGGUAGGCGCGUACGUCGCGAGAGAGUUCCUCCGCGAGGCCGGCGUCGACGAGGACUCGUUUCGGCUCCUCACCGCCAUCUCGAGCUGGGCCACGUCGACCGCGGACCCGGCGGUGUUGCGGCUGGGGGAGGCGCUCGGCGAGGUGAUUGACGGGGCGACUCGCGCCGAGUGGGGCCGUCGCUGCAAGCGGCUCCUCGACCUCGGCCGUUCGCGCUACCUCGCCGCGCGGGGCUACGCAGUCCGGCUGCAGACGUAUGUGCCGCAGACGACAGUAUGUGUAGAGCUAAACAUCAGUCUCGCGCAAAAUAUGACAACCGUGAUUGCGUGA